Mastomys coucha (southern multimammate mouse) is the source of this 1380-nucleotide messenger RNA. RefSeq names its product phosphodiesterase 6D (gene Pde6d). The record is from RefSeq and is a predicted model, not a curated record. Gene Ontology annotation, cellular component: cytoplasm. NCBI's taxonomy places the organism in Eukaryota, Metazoa, Chordata, Mammalia, Rodentia, Muridae. Gene Ontology annotation, biological process: sensory perception of light stimulus. Bases 433 to 885 code for a protein of 150 amino acids. The transcript is spliced from 5 exons.
GCUAGUGUGCCCGGCGACAGGAGCAGGCUUCUCAAAAGCCUCUGAAGAUUUCAAGCCACCGCUCCUCUGGGACAAACUCUAGGCAACAACACGAAAGAAAAUCCUGUCCUCCGGGACUCUUCCAAGAGGGCCUUUCCCACUGACGCUCUCCGUCCCCGAGCGAAGCCGCUGAGCACUGCUAUUGGCUAUUCAAGAUGCCAAUCUCCAAGGCUGGCUUGCCAUUGGUUUCAAGGCGGGAGCUCCCCGACUAGAGGGAAGGAGAAGGGAUCAGGAGCGGGAGCUGAGGGGAGGGAGAGGCCGGUUCGGGUCUGGCCGCCACCGCUGCUCACCUGAGGUGUCCGGCCGGGCUGCGGCUGUCCUCUGUUCCUGGAAACCGUCUGCGAGGCCCCGCGGAGCCAGCGUGGGAGGGCCGCAGGCGGCAGGCGCCGCAUCAUGUCAGCCAAGGACGAGCGGGCCAGGGAUAUCCUGAGAGGCUUCAAACUGAAUUGGAUGAACCUUCGGGAUGCCGAAACAGGAAAGAUACUCUGGCAAGGAACAGAAGACCUGUCUGUCCCUGGUGUGGAGCAUGAAGCCCGUGUGCCCAAGAAAAUCCUCAAGUGCAAGGCUGUGUCUCGAGAGCUGAACUUUUCUUCAGCAGAGCAAAUGGAAAAAUUCCGCCUGGAACAAAAAGUUUACUUCAAAGGACAAUGCCUAGAAGAGUGGUUCUUCGAGUUUGGCUUUGUGAUCCCUAACUCCACAAACACCUGGCAAUCCUUGAUAGAAGCAGCGCCUGAGUCCCAGAUGAUGCCUGCCAGCGUCCUAACGGGCAAUGUCAUCAUAGAGACAAAGUUCUUUGACGACGAUCUUCUUGUCAGCACAUCCAAAGUGAGGCUUUUCUAUGUUUGAGAGAACUUGUGUGCACUUUCAAGAAUUUGGGCUGGGACAGGAGGAAGCUGUGUUCCUCUGCACAUCUGACUUUGAUACUCCAACUGACUCCUUCAACACAGAACCCACCUGUGCACCAGGAAACCAGCUCUGAAUAGGUGGCCAGUGGCUCUUCUCCCAAAACCUCCAUCUUCACUGACAAGACUAAACUCCCCCCCAGCCGAGGGCAGGGGUAAAUAAGCCUGGAGUCCCUCCUAGCGAAAACACGGGAACAACCCAUACCAGGAGCUGCACCUGCCACCUGCCCCGCCUGUCACAUGCCCGCCUCCUCCUUGGGCCCUACAGGCUUUCUUUGGCCUCCGGUUUUGAAAAAAAUUUACCUUUCUGACCCAUUUAGGUUUUUCCUACCACUUCUAUUUCAUACAUUCUCAUACCUUUAACUUGUAAAAUAGACUAUGAUAUUAUUAUUACAUAAUGUAAUUAAAGCAUUAAAAUAUUCCUACAGUCUUUAGCAUG